Messenger RNA from Drosophila arizonae, 802 nucleotides. It is a transcript of the gene Kap3, whose product is annotated as kinesin associated protein 3. Lineage: Eukaryota; Metazoa; Arthropoda; Insecta; Diptera; Drosophilidae. Gene Ontology annotation, molecular function: kinesin binding. Gene Ontology annotation, cellular component: axoneme; kinesin II complex; ciliary transition zone. Gene Ontology annotation, biological process: microtubule-based movement; cilium organization. The record is from RefSeq and is a predicted model, not a curated record.
AGGAUAUCCGUGUAUAUCAUGUGAUAAACAAUAUGUACAAUAACGUCAACAAUUCGCGAAUAGGUAAUGUUUAUAAUAGAAUUCUAAUGAUUACGCGAGCGAAACAUUUUUGUUUUAGUAAGUGAGCGACUGGAGGGCUGAGUCUAUUGAAUGAGAUUUUCCCUUGGGGGUGGAACUAAAGUUUACUUACAUUUUGAACCCUCGAUAUUUCUGAUAUUUUAAUUAUUAUUUUUUAUUCCGUGCAGCUAGAAAAGUUCCGAAACCACAACUCCCAGUGGCUUUGUAUGGUAGAGUCGCAGCAGGAACGUGAUAAUGAACAGGAUUACAYAGAAAAUAAUGAUAAUGAUAAUGACUUGAACACGUUUAUGCGAUCAGAGUACUUACAAAAUUGCGACCUCUACAACAGCUCGAAUAUCAACGAGUACGACAUCGAUAGUAACAGCAACAAUAGCAACCAUUUAGAAGGUUCCUUAAAUUCUAUUUAUAGCAGGCCUGUGAGCACAUUUCGUCUUAGCCAGGAUCUGGACGAUAUGUAUAAUAUAACUUCCAGCUCCAAAUCUCAAAGUUUCAAUCAGGGCUGUAAUGAUAACAUUUAUAUGUUUAAGUCGAACAAGUCAUUAGAUGCUGACGGCUUGAAUGAUAAGCUUAUAUAGUAAAAAAUAAGACUAUUCACAGCGUUGAGUAUGUAAACUUCGUAAUUACGAAAAAUUUAUAAUUUUAAAGCGUCUAUAUGCAGAUGUUAUAUUGUACUAUGUCUACAUAUGUUAACAUAUUUGCUGGCAUACAUAUAAAUUAUUCACUU